AUGACUGAUAAUGAUUUUUCACAGGUAUUAGAGAAGUAUUCGAAUUACCUUGGAACUCCACACGAUAAAAAAGCACUUCUAGCAUUAGGUACUCGACUUUUUGGCACUCAAUCUAACCAACCAAUCGAAAAACCUUCGUAUUCUUUACUUAAACGUAAAGAAGCAGAGUUAAUCAUUAAAGAAGAGAAAACAGAACCAAUUAUCAAGAGUAUUCAUCAAGUUCACGGUCAUGCACGCGUUGAACAACCACAACAACAAACUACAUCUCCAGAUUUAGUGAGCGAAGAACUAUUAAUUUUAUCAGAUAAGAAUGCUUUACUUCUCGCACGCCAGAAAAGAUUAGAAUUUCAAAGAGAUCAAAUGUUACAUUCGUAUGGAGAUCUUAUGGAGCAAAGUGUUCAACGUAAAGUACAACUUAAACUCGAUAUGAACAAACUCAAAGAGGAGCUCAAUGAAGCUUUGCUAAGAUCUCGACCUCAGGAGCAACAAACGAAUGAUCAAUCAAGUCAACAAGAGAAAAGACCAAUUAUGGAUGAAUUACGUGACUUGAAUUCACAAGUAUUAAUGCGUAUCGGUAGCUUCAAGAUGUCGCUUUCAAAGAGUAAUGCUUUUACAGAAAAAGUUGUUUUGGAUCGUUACAAUCCUCAUAUGGAAAAACUACUUGGAGAAAUAUAUUCUUACUCUACUUACUUGCCUGUUAAUGAAGUUAUCGAUAAAUUUAAUCAAGAAGCUGAUAAAGUUGAACAUGAAACAAGAGAUAUCGAAACACAGCUCAAAAGCGAACACGAACGUAACUUACAACUCCAGAAAGAAGCAGAAUUGUUAUCUAAAGAUGUUAAAGAACAAGAAACUAUUGUAACUCUGCUCAAACAAAAGAAUGCACAAUUAACCAAAGAAAUAGAGCUUCUUCAGCAAAUAGGAGAUGAAGAAAUUAAUAAUAUGAACGUAGCAUUCAAGAGUUUGCUAGAUAAUGAAAAUGAUUUGAUGGGCCUUCCUUUAUCUGCUCGUGCUACAGUUGUAACACCAGCUACACAGCCAAUGAGACUCAAACGUUCUGUAUCCAAGAAGAAACUCGUUACAAGAGAAAAAGCAAAGCCAAAAGUUCCAUCAGUUGAUGAAUUUGUUGAACAGAUGAAAUCAAUCCUACUAGAAAAGAUUAACCACUCUCAAUAA
Molecule: messenger RNA, 1173 nt
Organism: Trichomonas vaginalis G3
Lineage: Eukaryota; Parabasalia; Trichomonadida; Trichomonadidae
Exons: 1
Coding region: 1-1173 (390 amino acids)
Source: RefSeq, a predicted model, not a curated record